AUGAAUCGGGACUAUCUCGCAUAUGCGAGCGUCGCAGUCUCGGUUUUCAUCGCUUACAGCGUCGCAGCAAUUGUUCGCCAGUAUCUACGGCUGCGGCACAUCAAGGGGCCUCCGACCGCUGGGUUUUCCAAGUGGUGGCUCGUUCGGGCAGUUGGCGGCGGUAGGACGCAUCUUGACUUUUAUGAGGCUUGCCAACAGUACGGGUCGAUUGUUCGCGUCGGGCCAAAUGAUCUCAUCACUAGCGAUCCAGAUCUCAUGAAGCGCAUGCUCAACGUGCGAACGACUUACCGGCGAUCUAACUGGUAUGAUGGCAUGAGACUUAAGCCAGGCCAAGACAAUGUGCUGUCCACAAGAGACGACGGGUUGCAUAACAAACUUCGGUCGAAGAUGGCCGCGGGUUAUUCUGGAAAAGAAGUCAAGGAUCUUGAGGCCAAGAUUGACCAGAACGUGCUGCGGCUGGUUCAUUUGCUCGAUAAAUACGUCUCAGAAGACAAACCUUUCGACUUUGGUUUCAAGGCCCAAUAUUUCACGCUCGAUGUCAUUUCUGACAUCGCUUUCGGGAAGCCGUUCGGAGAUUUGGCGACCGACUCGGAUGUCCAAGAAUACAUCAAGACAAUGGAGCAGAAUAUGCCAACGAUUCUCAUGACCAGCGUAUUGCCAUGGCUCCUUGCGCUACUCUCAUCGCCAUUGUUCAGGAGUAUGAUGCCGUCUGAGAAAGAUGCCAUUGGUGUCGGAAAGACAAUGGGGUGA
Colletotrichum spaethianum is the source of this 750-nucleotide messenger RNA. RefSeq names its product cytochrome P450 monooxygenase lolP1. Gene Ontology annotation, molecular function: oxidoreductase activity, acting on paired donors, with incorporation or reduction of molecular oxygen; heme binding; monooxygenase activity. The record is from RefSeq and is a predicted model, not a curated record. Bases 1 to 750 code for a protein of 249 amino acids. NCBI's taxonomy places the organism in Eukaryota, Fungi, Ascomycota, Sordariomycetes, Glomerellales, Glomerellaceae. The transcript is spliced from 3 exons.